Molecule: messenger RNA, 427 nt
Organism: Eurytemora carolleeae
Lineage: Eukaryota; Metazoa; Arthropoda; Copepoda; Calanoida; Temoridae
Product: DNA oxidative demethylase ALKBH2
Exons: 5
Coding region: 83-427 (114 amino acids)
Source: RefSeq, a predicted model, not a curated record
AUCAACUGAGUGCCUUCUUAUAAUGUUUAUUUUGUAACUGAUAUGCUGUAGAAGAAUUUUUAAUCCGAAAUGUCAGUUCAAAAUGGAACCUAAAACUAAGAGAAGAAAAUUGGAAGAUUUUAAUAUUAUCAAAAGAGACGAUCUAAAUAUCUCCAGUAAAACAAUCUUUACAGUAGACAAGUGCAGAGAACUGUUCUGCAACCUAGAGAAGGAACUGGAGUAUCUAACUGGAGAUCUGGCUACCGUUAAAGUCUUCGGGAAGGUUUAUGAUAUACCCAGGAAACAAGCAGCAUAUGGAGAUGAUGGUGUAAAGUAUAGAUAUAGUGGAACUACAAUUCCAGCCAAACCGUGGACUGAAACUCUUAGUUUUCUGAGGGAUAAGAUAGAGGAACACACUGGUAUUCUUUACAACUUUGUUUUAGUGUAA